AUGAUUGUCUACGACGCAAGACAAUGGACUCUUCUUAUGAUUCUCCGAAUCCACGGCUCCGUUUUUCCAAAGGGAUUAUGCUGGGCGCUUCCAAAUGCAUGCCUUGCGGGUUUGCUGCACUGGAUGCUUCGGAGGUACACCCCAGACGCAGAUGGUGAUGGUGUACCAGAUGCAAUUCAGAAUAUGGAAGGUGUGGACGUCAUAUGGGCUGGGUACACAUUCGUCCUCGGCUUUCUGGUUGUUUUCAGGAACAACCAGGCAUACUCCCGCUUUUGGGAGGGAGCGACCCUGAUUAGCCAAGUUCGUGGUGAGUGGUUCAAUGCGAUCUCAUCAUUGUUUGCAUUUGCAUCCCGGAAGCCCGAGAAGGCUGCAGAGGUUUACGCGUUUCGGCAGCUUCUUGUACGCCUUGCCAGCAUGAUGUAUUGCGCAGCCCUUCAACAGGUGUGCGACACCGACGCAGACGACUCCCUGCAAAUCCUAGAUACGGAGGGAAUUGCUCCAGGGCAUCUCGAAUUCCUCGAGGCCGCAAAUGACCAGUGCGAGGUUCUCCUUCAGUGGGUUCAGCAGCUCAUUGUGGAGUCUCACGACGCAGGAGUCGUCGAAGUACCUCCGCCCAUUUUGUCACGAGCUUUUCAGGAACUGUCACGUGGUAUUGUCACUCUCAACAACGCCCGCAAGAUAAAGGACAUUCCAUUUCCGUUUCCUUAUGCACAGAUGCUUGUGUGCAUGCUGGUCGUGCAUUGGCUGGUGACUCCCAUGCUGGCAAGCCUGGUCAUAGCGUCGUGGUGGUGGGCGUCGAUCAUGUCAUUCCUAGUCACAGGAUCGUUCUGGACGCUGAUGCAUAUAGCCAUGGAGAUCGAUCAGCCAUUUGGGGCAGAUGCCAAUGACCUCCCCAUCAAGGCGAUGAUGAAGGACUACAACAGGAGUCUGCUUUCGUUGCUCAACUCUGCAGCCCACAAAGCGCCCAGCUUUGCCGUGCAAACACCGACUCCAGCCUUCGUGCAGAGCAAGGAUGCCAAUCUCACUUUCCACCUUCGAAAGCGUCUGAUGCGCAGCACCUCCGAGGAGGACUCAGAGUUUCACAUUCGCGAAAGCGAGAGGCUCCGAAACAGCGAAGCUGUUUUGCAGCGCGGCUACACAGAUGACACUGGGCGCAAGUUGGCAUUCACAUGUGGGGUAUUUCCCAAAUAG
Messenger RNA from Symbiodinium natans, 1191 nucleotides. NCBI's taxonomy places the organism in Eukaryota, Dinophyceae, Suessiales, Symbiodiniaceae. The record is from the annotation of a GenBank genome assembly.